AUGGAGGAAAAUAUUAAAAAACUCCUUUCCAUUCAACAGGAAUUAACAUAAAGGAUGUAAAUUACAAUGAUAGUAACAAAAUUCUUGAUUAUUAGAAAUAUAUACAAGGUAUUUUAGAUUCGUAUCUAACAGGUAAGAAAGCUGAAAAAUUUGUGCUAUAAUUUUGUUUUUCAAUAAAAAAUAAACAAUUCAGUAACUUAUUGAUAUAUGCUUUAGAAAAGUUCAUGA
This is a messenger RNA of Paramecium octaurelia, 228 nucleotides long. NCBI's taxonomy places the organism in Eukaryota, Ciliophora, Oligohymenophorea, Peniculida, Parameciidae. The record is from the annotation of a GenBank genome assembly.